Messenger RNA from Eutrema salsugineum, 825 nucleotides. RefSeq lists its product as uncharacterized. The record is from RefSeq and is a predicted model, not a curated record. NCBI's taxonomy places the organism in Eukaryota, Viridiplantae, Streptophyta, Magnoliopsida, Brassicales, Brassicaceae. Bases 1 to 825 code for a protein of 274 amino acids. The transcript has a single exon.
AUGGGGAAAGUACGAGCUUCUGGUUUGAUAUCUGGUCGGGUAUGGGACGCAUUUUUCGAUCUGAUAGGUGUGAGAGGACCUAUAGAUCUUGGUAUUCCUCUUAACGCUUCUAUUGCGUCAUUAUCACAAAGACGUCAUCGACGCCACCGAAAUGAUCUGCUCACAGAGAUUGAAAAUGUGUUGGAAGCCAAACUUGCGCAACUCAGCUUAGGAACAGGGGAUAUUUUCUUAUGGAAGCACAAAGAGGGAACUUUCGAACCCUCUUUUAGUUCGAAGCAGACCUGGCUUCUCAUUCGAUCAGCUUCAGCUACAGUUCCAUGGCACUCAGGAGUCUGGUUCACGCACUGUACUCCAAAGUUCUCGGUAUUCACAUGGCUAGCCAUUUUAAAUCGUUUAUCCACAGGCGACCGGAUGCAAAGCUGGAAUGUCGGGGCAAACACUUUGUGCUCUCUCUGCAAUUCUAACCUGGAAUCUCGUGACCAUCUGUUUUUCUCCUGCUGCUAUUCGGGGGAAAUAUGGACCAAGCUUACCAAAAAUUUGCUCCAAAGCAGUUUCACUACAAGCUGGAACGAUGUGCUCGGCCUCCUCUCAGACUCGCGGCUCGAUCGUAUAACUUUGUUCCUGUUUCGCUUCUCUCUUCAAGCUACCGUUCAUAGCAUCUGGAGAGAACGAAACUCUCGCCGGCAUGGAGACGACCCGCUUCCGGCAACUAGAAUUCUGCAUCUCAUCGACAAACUAGUUCGAUGCCGAAUCCAAUCUAUUCCCAACAUGGGAGAUAGAAGAUACGAGGACGCACUUCAAACGUGGUUCAAUACUCGAGUUUGA